Molecule: messenger RNA, 1880 nt
Organism: Didymella exigua CBS 183.55
Lineage: Eukaryota; Fungi; Ascomycota; Dothideomycetes; Pleosporales; Didymellaceae
Product: cytochrome P450
Exons: 2
Coding region: 150-1790 (546 amino acids)
Molecular function (GO): oxidoreductase activity, acting on paired donors, with incorporation or reduction of molecular oxygen; iron ion binding; monooxygenase activity
Source: RefSeq, a predicted model, not a curated record
CUCAGCUAAAGUUUAGGCCCGCCAUCAGUUCACCCCCGCAUGCUGACAGGGUUCAGCCUGGCUCCAGAUCAACAUUGACAUAAAGACUGUAGCAGCCGUUGUACUUUCGUUCUGCUUCUCUCUGUCCCAAACACUGACAUCUUCCUGACAUGAACACUACUCAUGAUGCUCUAUUGGAGCUUACAUCUGGUCUCCCAUGGGCAAAGAUCGUGGUAACGGGUAUCGUUACAGCACUAUGCUAUUUUGUGGUGAAUCUGGUGCAGCGAAGACGCUUCUACAAAGACCUGCCCAAACCGCCACACUCCUUCUUCUGGGGCCAUCUCAAGCUGAUGGGGGAGACCUUCGCCGCAUUCCCGAAAGACUGCCACAUCCAAGUCGCCGUGACGACGAUAGCGCAGAAGUACAAGCUCCCCGGUGUUUUCUACCUGGAUCUCUGGCCAGUCGGGCCCAGCAUCUGCGUCGUUACCGAUCCCGACGCCGCGCUCCAUUUGACCGUUACACGGAACCACGAGAAGCACGACGAGAUGAUCAGGGUAGUCGAGCCCAUGAUCGGAAGGGGCAAUAUCGUAACCACUGAGGGCGCGAGGUGGAAGAUGCUGCACAAGAUGCUCGCUCCUGCAUUCUCGAUCAUACAUGUCACGAAUCAGCGGCCGAUGAUUGCUGAAGCCGUGAUGGAAUUCCGCGCGAUCCUGACCAAGUUGGCUGAAUCGGGUGAAACCUUCGAACUCGAGAAGUGCGCUGAGCGGAUGACGCUCGAUGUUAUUGGUGAAGCAACGUUCGGUCAUUCGCUGGGCGCUCAAGCGGGAAAGAGCGAGGUGAUGCAACAUUGGAAUGACACGAGUCGAGCGCACAUGCAGCUGCGUGACUGCUGGAAGGUUGAUUUCUUAAGGAACUAUUUGGCGCAUCGGAAGCGGGAGGCGGCGAAAAAGAAACUCGAUGCCGCGUUGACUGAGCUCGUUGAGAAGCGUUUUGCUCAUGUUGUUGAGAACGACGUAAGUUUGGAGAAGCGGAAAGACAGCAUCAUCAUCGACCUCAUCCUGCGAGAAUACCUGCAAGAAGCCCCACAGCGCAAGCAGAAUCGCCUGGACCCGGCCUUUUUAGAGACCGUAUUGAUACAAGUACGCACGCUUGUUGUUGGAGGAACAGGCACGACUACGGAUACAUCCUGCUUCACGUACAUGCUUCUCUCAGCAUAUCCAGAUGUUGUACGGAAGUUGAGAGAAGAACACGACCGAGUAUUCGCACCAGGGAUCGAUGCUACAUAUAAUAUUCUGUGCGCAGAACCUUACAGACUCAACAGCCUAGAAUACACCACCAAUGUCAUCAAGGAGGCCUUGCGUCAUUAUCCGGUGGGGUGCACAGCUCGUAGAGAGCAGAUCGAGGGUUUCAUUCCGUACAAUGGUCAACAUUGCACUACGAAGGGCUUCCUGAUCCUGCCAAUGCAGCACACAAUGCAUAUGAACCCAGAAAUCUUCCCAAACCCAAGUGCGUUCGAUCCGGAUCGAUUCACGCGCGAGGAGUUUCCGCGUCAUGCCUGGCGACCUUUCGAGAGAGGACCAAGAGCUUGUUUGGGCCAGCCGCUAGCCAUGGACGAAUUGAAAAUCAUGCUUCUCUUGACAAUCCGAGAGUUUGACUUCACUUGUGUUGGUCUUAAGCCGAACAAGACGCCACGAGUGCCGUGGACAGACCUGGAUCUGACAUUUGGAGAUCGCGCAUUUCAGGAGUAUGUCUUCGAGGCGAAGCCCCGAGACCACAUGCCGAUGAGUGUGAAGAAGUCGAACUGGACGUAGGAGCGGAGAUCGAUCAAACCUAUAGUUCAGAAUUACAAUUAGUUAUUAGGCCAGAACUUUCUCCCUUUCAACCGUCGUCGUGGUCAGGGC